AAAUCAAAGUCGUUGACCUCGUAUUUUCAUAAGGUAAAAUAUGUGAUUGCGUAAAAACUUCUUCGCAAGCCGUUACCUAAAACACCUAAACCUGUGCUGUGUUAAGAGUAUAGAAAACCGCACAAACAUGAUCAUAUGGAAUCUAAGCGAAGCAACAGUUGGGAGACUUUGACAUAUUUUGACAGAUCAGCACGUUUAUAGGUGUGAGUACAAAAAGCCACUGCUAGUUUCCACAUGAUGUCCUGAAAAUGAAUGAAGAAAAAGCCCACAGAAAGAUGCAUGAGCUUUUCAUGCAAGUACUAAAAAAUAGAGAUUUGUCCAGGGCUGGGGAUCUCUUUUCUGUGCCAGAUGCCAUAAUUGUUAAUGACCUAACAAAUGUUAUUAAAGAAAUAACUGCAGUUGCUUCACUCUCCGACUAUGUAAAUAAUGACAAUGACCAAAGUGUUGUGGAAAUAUGUAUUACCAGAGUAACAUCAUGCAUUCGAGAAACGGGAAGCAUAGAACAACACUGCGACGCUUUAGUAAACCUCUUAGAAUCAUGUCUACAUCACAACUUACAAGUCUCAAACAGAGACGAGGAUCCCCCGCACGCCAAGAUCUCAAGUGACAUCAUAUCAUGUAUAUUUUUGAAUUAUAGCAAAAAAUCUGUUAUGCAACGGGCCUUGCCAGUAGCAGUCAAGUUUCUUCACAAGGGUAAUAAAGAGCUGUUCAGAAAUAUGGCUUCUUAUUUAUCUUUAGCUGCAAUGGAACAUGCUAGUUUGCUCACACCACAUGUGCAACCAAUCAUGGAUUCUAUUAUAUCUGGUAAUUAUCCACUGUGUAGAGUGUUGCCCAAUAUCUAUGAAGUUUCUCCAGAACCUUUCCAAGGUCAUGCAAUGGCUUUGGUCUCGCUACUACCACAUUGUGACAACCAGGAGAAACUGGCUUUGUUGAAUCUGUUUUCACUUAUGGCUAAAGAUAAACCAUCUUUAUUAGAGGCCAGCGUACCUCAGCUUUGCGAAUAUUUAUCCAGCGCGGUGACUGCUGCAGCAACAUUGCAAAUCUUCGUGCACAUGGCAGAGAAACAACCAGUUUUAUUGGCCGACCAUGUGACCGCGAUUAAGCAAGUUGCGCAGCGUCAUCCGCAGACGAUGUGCCUUGCUGCGCAGAUUAUCGGUGCAAUUGGAAAAUUGAGCAAGGACAAAGCACAAGACGCUUUAAAUUUCGUUUUGGAAUACUUGCCUAAAGCCGAUCGAGGGUCUCAGAGCACUUUGUUGAGAGAAGCCACGCUGUUGUGCAGUUCUUAUCCGGUGUUGUUUACUGAUAAAGUAUUGGCUGGGGUUCGACAACGACACCACACAAGUUCCAACCAUUUGGCCCAAAACAACCAAGUUACUUCUGGUGGAGUGACUAUUGUGAAAGUAGGGGGAACUGUGGCGGAAAAACCGACGCCACAAGUUACUUCGGGGGGUUACACUAGAAGAGCGAAGUUGGGCGAUUCUAGAAGCACUGGAAGGUUACACACUGCUCAAAACUCAAACACUCACAGAAGUAUGACGAGGCUUAAUGUGGCCGGUGGCUCCGUCGGCGGGUUACAUAAAAGCAUGACAAAAUUAAGCACAUCAAGGGAGAUGAAUACCCCAUCAAAUUCCUACGCUUUACCUACAUCUCCAAUAACCGUUAGCAAUGCAAGCAAAUGGUCGUCGAGCAGCACAAACGCUACCGGCACUAACAUUAAAGUGUCGAGUGGAGGAGUUACUGUUACCACCAUAUCGCCCCCUAGGAUUCAAAGACCAUUAAGCCAAGGACCUCUUAGUUUAUUGAAUAACCAUAUUGGACUUUCAACAGUUCCAAUAUCCACUCCAUUGCACGUGAACAGCAAUAGUAAUUCUGUAACGGUUAGCUCGGGUUAUACGGGACUGUCCAGUACUAAUCAGAUUAAUAUUUUGACUUCCGGUGCUGCCAGUUCUACCACCCAAAAUAUUUCAGUGAUUCCAAGCAGUCCUCCGCCCGAAAUGUUGAAUGCCGCCCAUAGCAUCGUGAAUUGCGCUCCGACAUCUGGAAGUGGCAAUGUGAACGUUAGUGGUCCAACCACAGUGAUAUCAAGAAGAAACACCAAUAAUAACACGAGCGUCACUCUAAUAAACCAAAACUCGAUAGCCAACCAGAGGAUGAGCGUUUUCGAGCCUUAUCCAAUGAGAGACACCAUUCAACAUUUUUGCGAAAAACAUCUGGACAAAAUCAAACUUUAUAUGGAGAAAGUCUCGCUCAGGAUACCAUCACCGGCAAAAUGUACCAUAGAAGAAAAAAGACAGAAGAAAUCUGCAAAGUUGCAUUUUGCCUGCCAGGCCAGAGGUCAGCACUGUUUAUACUCCAAAACCUAUUUCACUAUGAGAACUCGGAAUCCCAGAAUAUGGAUACAUUUGAUGUUUAUAUCCUUACAGGCAAGACACUCCCAUGCUUUAAGUUCCAGAGAUGCCCAAGUGGCAAGUUUGAAGCAUUGUUGGGACAUACUGAAAGCAGAAAACAAAACAUUUCUAACCCUCGUCACGAGCGCAUUUCCUUGCUCCAAAGACCAAGAGGCGCUCCUAAGCGAACUGAGACAUGCGGGUUACUUCGAUGUGUUCCAGGUAUGUCCUUCCAGCAUAGGAGGCUCCGCUGACCCUUUAGAGGGCAGCGUAAGUUCCAUCGGCGGAAUCAAAUGGGGCUGUUUCUUAUGCGCCCAUCCAGAAAAAGCGAUGGGAUUUUUACGGGGCGACACCCAACCGGUCAUAGAAGGGCAACUAAAAGAGAAAAAAGGUAAAUGGCGACUGUUUCGACGUUGGCGUACACGCUACUUCACCUUAUCCGGCGCCCAUUUAUCUUGUAAAGGAUCAAGCGGUGGUGAGUCGAUCGAUGUGCACCAAAUCAGAUCGGUGCGCGUGUCCAGGGGAUCCAGAAAUAUUCCCAAAGCUUUUGAGAUAUUUACAGAAAAUCAAACGUUGAUCCUGAAACCCAGUGAUGGUAAAAACGCGGAGGAGUGGGUCCAGUGUCUUAGUAUUGUGGUGGCGCAUUCAAGGGAAUCGGGAAGCCAGGGGGGCAAAGAUAAUUCUAGGGGAAAGAGCAAUAGUUUACCUGCUAGGGGAUUGGGGGGCAGCAGAAAUCAUAUUUUACAUUAAGAGCGUUAUACCCUUUUUAAAACAAUUUAAUCUUCAAUAUCAAUGCAUUUUAUGUACUUAACAUAGAUUGUAUAUCGUUCUAGUGUAAUUCACAAAGUGCGCAACUCUUUUUAGCGAGUUAACAAUCGGACUUAAAUAAUUAUAACUAUCAUGGGUUCAAAGUUAUGUUCUUUGAUAUUUUUAGUUACGACUAUUAAGUCAGAUUAAAGAAUAAUAUUUUUAAUGUUGCUCAAACAAGUUUUGUCUUUAAAUAUUAUGGAUAUUCGCUUUUUUUUCUUAAAACUUUAUUUUAAUUAAGAGAAAAAAUGCAAAAUGCGAGAAUCAAAAUUGAAACUUUUGCAACCUGUAUAACGAAAACCCUUUAUGCAUAUCUUUAAUUUUUUUUUAUAUUUUGACGAUUAUUCAAUGCAAUACAAUAACUCUUUAUUAAAAAUUUUUAAAUUUACAAAUAGGGGAACUAUGGACAAAAUGACAUACAGUUUUCAUAUUGCUCCAUAAAACUUUAAUUUAAACAGUGAAGAAGGUCAAAACAUGUAACAAAUAUCUUUGACACAUCAACUUUUCAUGUAACAAAAUAUUUUGCAAAUAAUUGUAAAGGUAUAAAAAGUUAAAAGCUAAACACUAAAAUGUAACAGAAAACCAUUUUGGCCAUACUAAAUGGACAAAAUGACAUAUGUUCUAUGGAUAAAACGACAUACAUCAAAACUACUUUGAAUCAGGAACACAUAGUUCGCCAAUAAACAUUUUUGUCUUUUGAGGCACGUCGGCGCAAAUAGCAUGAGUCCACUGUGAACAUCGUAACCAGUUCUCACCAGGUUUCGAACGCGAAUACAGGUCGUUGCAAUAUAUACAAGGGCAAUCGUUUUUGUCAAUUUGCGUAUCACUUGUGAAUGGAUCUUCAUCAUCUUUGUCAUUCUCAUUGUAAUCAAAUACAGUUCUUGUAACCCUUCUCUUUUUUGCUUCGGAGACGACUUUAGUGUCAUUUUUGGCUUUUACCUCCACCAUAUUUGGCGUAGAAGUAAGGACUAAAUGAGUUUGUUGCUUCUUUGGUCUUCUCUUUACCUCUGACUAGAUUUCCUUGCGGUAUAGGUGAUAAAACUUCGAGCGGAACGAGCAAAGCAUCUUUAGAGGGUCCAGGCUUCUCUUUAUCACGGAUUAUUUCAUCUGGUAGGAUAGAAGCAGUUUCAUUAUUAUCAGAUCUUGAGCUUGCUGAUAUCUCUAUGGACAUAGGUUCAGGAGUCAUUAUUGGAACAUUUGUUGUCUUUAGCAUAUGUCAGUGAUUCUAAUCCUUUGUUACUAGCAUGACCAUCGAGGAUGAGGAGAACCUUUUCACUAAGAUUAGCCUUUGCAUAGGUUUGAAAGUGUUUAAGCCAUUUGAAAAAUAAAUCUGUGGUCAUCCAGCCCAAUUCCUGUUCAAUUCCAAGAGUGCCAGUUGGAGCUCCAUCCAAAAGCUCAUUUUUAAAAUUUUUCCUCGGGAAUAUUAAUCAUGGUGGAAUAUAAGAGCCUGUUGCAUUCAUGCAACAAACAACACUAACAUGAGAUCCACGCUCAGCACUUGUUAAGCAUCCGACUUGCUUCCGACCAGCUGUUGCUAAAAUUUUCUGUGGUCUCUGAACCGUGGACAGACCCGAUUCAUCCUUAGAACAUUGAAAGGCUAGAAGUAGCAUGCCGUGAAACUAUGGGCAGGUUUGUUUGCUUGCAACAUCUCUGAUGCAAUGAUGCCAAAUGCUUAUAGAGAAAUGGCAAAAAUCACUUUAUAAUAUCAUAAAAAUGUUCAGUUUCCGAAGGCUCAAAACAAUACUAUUGCUCUCCUUUAAUAAAAUAUCAAGCAUUUUUUUUUAAAUAAAUUUGAUAAGAUACUCUAUAUCGAAGUCAAUAUACGUUAAAUAAAUGAAAAUAAAGUACGAAGAAACGAGAAAACGGUAAUGGCAUCGCAACGCCGCUCGAUCCCAUUAUUUAUGCCACCGAUACAAGCACUCUCUACCAGUGACGUCGUCAACAAAUAUUUACCUGUUAAAUUUUUAUUAAUUAUUAUAGAGUUUGAGUAUAAGUAAUAUUACCAUUUAUGAGCUAUUUAUGUAUUUUUUUAACGGACUUCGUUAGAGGAAGGUCUUAAUAAAAGGCAGCAUUUUUGUCAAAGCAUUUUUAUGGAAAUUAAAUGUUUAAUUAAUAUAAUAUUAUAGAUUUCUUAAUAAAUCAUGUUUUAAGACAUACAUUUUUAACAUUUUGCAAAAUUUCAUUGUUAUUGUUAUAUUGAACAAAACUCAGUUUUACAUCACUUACUUUAUAUCACAUAAUAUAUACUUCUAUGGUGCUGACUUUUUCAAAGGGACAGUAUUGCUUCAGCGGAAAGAGUUAAAACUAAAAGGAUGUUUAAAU
Molecule: messenger RNA, 5516 nt
Organism: Anthonomus grandis grandis
Lineage: Eukaryota; Metazoa; Arthropoda; Insecta; Coleoptera; Curculionidae
Gene: melt
Product: protein melted
Exons: 15
Coding region: 249-3137 (962 amino acids)
Biological process (GO): regulation of signal transduction
Cellular component (GO): plasma membrane
Molecular function (GO): phosphatidylinositol-5-phosphate binding
Source: RefSeq, a predicted model, not a curated record